GGUCUGCCGCAAGUGGUACGCCCUGUCUCGGGACCGCACACUUCAUCGUCGCGUGGACCUAUCCCAUGUGGAGCUGACGCCCAAGCAGCUCAAGCUGCUCCUCCAGAUGCGUGCCAUGCCCCCCGCUGUGGAAGAACUGCGUGUCUUUGGCGACCACCACUGCCUGUGGGCGUGUAGCGUGUCCCCUCGGGCACUGGGCAGGAUCCAGCGUCGCUGCCCGAGGCUCCGUCGCCUCCACAUCCACAACUUCAGCUUUCGCUCCUCGUCACGGGACAAGUGUGUUCGGCUCACAGACUUUCCGGACACCCUGGAACACCUCUCCCUCCGCGGUUCCAUUGUGGGGCGGUCGUCUUUCUUCAAGGCCAGCCGCCAAGGCCAGUGCCUCUCGAAGCUCCAGAUCCUCGAUCUCGGCCGCUGUUUCUUUGUGGCCGACGCAGAAGCCAAGCCCUGGCCCUGGCUUCCUAAUCUCUCGGAACUGUACCUGGAGGGCUGCCCAUUCCUGGACAGUGCCGGUUACUUCCAGGACAUGCUCCGCAAGCUCUCGCGGCUCACCCUGCUUGACGUAGAGGGCACCUACGUCGCCGAGAAUGCGCUGGAAACGGUGGCAUCUUACUGCCCCACGUUGGAGCAUCUGUUUGUUGGCUGCACAGCAACCAAGGACAGUUCAGUUGCGGCCAUGGGCAACUCUGGAGGGAUGUCACGACUGCGGUCUGUCUGCCUGGUGCAGACGCAGGUCACGGAUGCUGGAUUGUUGCAGCUUGUGCGAGUCGCGCCCGAACUGAAGGUGGUCAUGCUAGAGACAGACCAGGGGGUGUCGGAUGAAGGCAUUGCGGAGUUCUGUGACCGACUGCCCGGGGUGGCAGUGGAGAUACGAGAGUGCAUCGGGUUGGUGUCGGCUGUGUUCAGGCACGAGGGCUGUGGCCACUACGAGCUGCGCUUUGUGGAUGCCGAGGGCUCCUGAGGGCUCUUUAUUGUUAAUGCCUCUCUUGCUUUUUUCAGUGAGUGUGGGGUCUUUUUAAAACUCUGCUUCAUGCUCUGUUUUCAGGCUUGAGCAGAGUAAGGCUUUUGUAAACGCAAAUUACUAACAGACGUGGAAGAUGGAAAACAUUGUGUAAAGCAAAUACUGUCGGUGUUUAAAAAUAUAGACUAGUUUUUUCUAAUGGUCGCAGACAGCUUUCUCGGGUAUUUAUACACAAAGCAUUUUGAUAAGACAAUUCAGAGGUGAAGAUUAAUUAAGGACUGGGAAAAUGGGAAAUAUGGGAUUAUUUUAGUUGAAAGAAUUGAAUCCUUUGUGGUCAAGAGUUAAAAAAAUAUGGUGCUUGUCUGGACUGUUACAAUUAAAAUGAACAUAGUAGGACAAUGCUUUGGAGUCUCUGUAACUAUGUUUUUCAUUGGAAAAAAUGACCUGCACACACUUACAAAAAAAAAAAAAAUAUCACCUGGUACGCAGUUUAAAAAAUGUUCAGGACAAUACUGUCGUGCUGGAAGUGGUUGGGAGAUGAAGGGGUUGGGGUGCGUGUGGUUAUAAGGGGGUGCAGCAAUUAAAGAGAAAUGUCUGGGGAGACAAAAGACAACCCAUCUUUCUCAUCCCGGUUCUGAUGCCACUGGGGCAAUAUAUUUAAAUAAGGUCAGUACCCUUUAAGUAGGGACAAAUACAAAUGAAGAUUUGCGAAAUUGUUGAGCAUGUGCAGCUAGAUACACUAGCUGUGUCUCAUCUUUUGUUCGAGUCUUUCAUGCAUUUUGUCACCAGUCUUUGGUAUUAACUGCAUCGGGAGAUCUGCUUUAUUGUUCCUAUUAGUUUACUUACCAACACUAUUAGACUUUACUAGGGCUCUUCAUUUGCCUUGCAUCAUUUAAACUUGCAGUUGUACUGCCUUGGCAUGGUUACAUUUCAGAACUAGACAAUAAUUCCUUGUAUCUCAACACUGAAUAUCUUUAAAAAAUUUGUUUUACUAUAAAUCACUCAGUAGAGGAUUAUCUUGAUUGUUUAUUUCACUACAUGACAGCUAUGCAACAUAAAUAUUGAAGGGGCGUGCUUAGUGUUGCUUGCAUUCAAAAUGCAGGUUCAUUGUUUUUGCAUUGACAGUCUCAUAUGAAAUAUUGUAUCUUUCAUAAUGCUAUAUUAACAAUAUGAGCCCAGUUCAUUAGAGAUGUCUCCUUAUUGUUUUGUCCACACAAGAGAUGUUGCUAUGGUGCAUUAAUAAUUUACUGGGUGAAAUCUAGAGAAGCUGGAGAUUUAAUCUCAUCCACUUGUCCUUGUUAACUUUUGUGAAUGCUAUAGCACAAUGAUUAUUUAAGUGAGAGAGCAAUAUUUUUUUAUUUUUUUUUCCUGACAAGGCACAUUAUGGGCAGUUUUCUGGAACUGUUUUCAAAAACUCUUACCUCACCAGACUUCCUUUUAUGGAUUAGAAGUGGUCUGUCUUUUAGCUUUCACAGUUGACAGAGUUUUUGUCGUAUCAACUAAACUGUGAUGAUCUGUGACCGUGACAUUUAACCUUGACAUUUAAAUAUUCUUAAUAUAAAACAUUUCUGAGUAGUGAUUUUUUCCUGCUGUAUCUUUAUGCAAAUUAUAAUUUUGCUUACUGUUGCAAUAUCAUUACCGGUGCUAUAGGUGCUUGUAAUGAUUAGUAGAGAGUGAAAACCCCACAAAAAAAAAAUUAAAAGGGAAUUUGCAAAAUAUUUUUAAGCUAAAUAUUUAGCCUUUCUUUCUGCAUUUGACAAUGGGAGGAAAAUUAAGCUGCUGUUGUGCGAGCUUCGGGGACAAGGUAGCCCGUGAUGGGAAGGAAAGUUACAUUUUGGAGGAGGUGGGAAGGACCAUUCAAGUCCUUGACUUUAGGUUACUUUUUCAUCUGGAUCAAGAAAAAGAGAAAGUCCCUUUCUCUCUCUUCUCAACUAAAGGUCGACUAUUAAGAAAAUGUCUUCAAACUUGGCUAAGAAGUCUAUUAAAAAAACGUUUCUGUCUAGGUGAAAAAAAAAAUAAAAAUAUUUUGCGGCCACCUUCGGUGUUUUCCGGGAGGUUUAAACACACCUGCCAGUGUUUCUGCAGUGUCUAAGCAACCUGGGAUGCUCCUUCCGGAGAGGACAUGCACUGCUUUUGCUUCUGCUGUCCAGUUUGCUUCUGUGGCUGCAAAAUGUGUGCAGUUUUACAAAUGAGAAUCUCAAGGCUUAGGUGCGAUGAGUGUCAGGCAUCUACCAUCAUGAUGCUGAUGUGGUACACACGUCAUCUGCCCAGGACUGCCUCAUAGAAGUUUGCUUUGUCCUGUGGGAAAUGUAGGUCGACAGUCAUUUUGCCUCACACAAGAACUAGUUUUGUUAUAAGCUGCAACUUUUUCCGCUGAAGUGUGACAUCUCUGUUGACGAAUACUCGACGUGACAAAUAUAUAUAUAUUGUUGUGAUCCCAGCCUUGACAGCUUCAUACCUGCGUGGUGAAAGUCAUUACGUUUGGUGUUUUCCGAAUUGAGACCUGGCAGGUAAUCCUGUCUUGUUACUUGCGUUUCCUGUAGUGAUCACAAACGCAGUUGCCUAAGCUUUCAUCGUGUGCUAGCAUUGUUACGGUAAUAUUACUGCCCGAAGCCAAGCGCUUGUACACCAUAACUUCAAGCUGUGCAUGAAACACGACACCCGGUGGCAGUAUAUUUCCAGUAUGGCCAGUGUCGGUCGUUGCCUUAUUCUUGUGUCAUCUUUUUACUGCACCUAUUUAUUGAUUUCUUAAUAAAGGAAGCUUCUCAAGACGCAAUUUAUUUAUAUAAGCAGUUGCUUUUGAUAGUAUAUAAAAGGCGGACCUACGCUUGUACAGUCAUGUUUCCGUGUUUGCAUACUCCAAGGCUCACCACUUUGUCAAUAAAACGUCACCAAGGAG
Messenger RNA from Ixodes scapularis (black-legged tick), 3860 nucleotides. RefSeq names its product F-box/LRR-repeat protein 12. NCBI's taxonomy places the organism in Eukaryota, Metazoa, Arthropoda, Arachnida, Ixodida, Ixodidae. The record is from RefSeq and is a predicted model, not a curated record. Gene Ontology annotation, molecular function: protein binding.